Molecule: messenger RNA, 1250 nt
Organism: Armigeres subalbatus
Lineage: Eukaryota; Metazoa; Arthropoda; Insecta; Diptera; Culicidae
Product: vesicle transport protein GOT1B-like
Exons: 5
Coding region: 417-842 (141 amino acids)
Biological process (GO): retrograde transport, endosome to Golgi; endoplasmic reticulum to Golgi vesicle-mediated transport
Cellular component (GO): endoplasmic reticulum; membrane
Source: RefSeq, a predicted model, not a curated record
CUUCUCUGCGCUCUGGCAGUCUCAGCUCUUGCAAUCUUAAUUUUUUGUGAUUUUGUGACACGAAGAAUAAUAUUCAUCAUCGUUCAUCGUUUUCAUUAAAAUGAUUCCGUGAAGCAAAAAGAAGUUCUCUAAAUAAUAAUCCAAUUAUUGUGUAUCGAGGUUGUCAGAAAGCUGCUUGCAAAUUGUGUGGAUUUCCAUUCUCCCGGUGAUCGCUUCUGAUUACUAGUUUCGUCGUCGUGAAUUCCAUUUCUCUGAGUUGCUGGCCGAUAACAACAAACACGAAUGACGUGGAAGAGGAUCCAGAAGGAAAACAACUAGCCACUAAAUUCCUGCUUUAGGGCAGGUUUUAGCAUAAGUUAAAUAGCAAUUACUGUACGAUACAUACUAGUAAAGUACUAUUUAAGGCAUAAUCCAAAAUGUUCGAGAUAAGCGAUACGCAGAAAAUUGGCGUCGGACUGGCCGGAUUUGGAAUUGCAUUUCUUUUCCUGGGAGUGCUACUGUUGUUUGACAAAGGUUUACUAGCCAUAGGAAACAUUCUCUUCAUUUGCGGUCUUGCCUGUGUGAUAGGUCUGGAGCGAACGUUCCGGUUCUUUUUCCAAAAGCACAAGGUUAAGGCCUCCAUUGGGUUCUUCGGUGGAAUCGUGAUCGUUCUGCUCGGGUAUCCGUUGAUAGGCAUGCUCAUCGAAACGUACGGUUUCAUAUUGCUGUUUAGUGGAUUCUUCCCGGUCGCCAUCAAUUUCCUGCGGAGGGUACCCGUGUUAGGAAAUUUCUUAAAUAUGCCCGGUGUCAGCAAGGUUGUGGAUCGGCUGGCGGGAGACUCCAAUCGAACUACGGAUCUCUAGAGAGAAAAGUCAAAUAGGUCCAUGAUGGUAUGAUUCUCAAAGUUAUAUUUUGUAAUGCAAUAUGUAUGUCAUUUUUUCUGCAUGUAUCAACAUUUCAAAUCAUGAAGAUGUACAGCGUUUGGUGACAAUGGUUUAGAAAUUGUCAUCGCUCUAGAAGAUAAUCAGUCGGUUCGAAAACAAAAUCACUCUAAACUUUGUUAUGAUGAUGGGAAAUUAUUUUAAUAUCAUCUGAUAUCGAUAGGAUCUGAAGAAGUUUUGCAGAUUGGAUAAAACUAUUUGACACAUUUUAUACUACGAUCUACGGCUGCUAAUAUGUACUAUAAAAGAAACAAGCAGUUACGUGAAAGAAAUAAUUUGUCUAAAUGUUAUGCUUAAUUGGAAAUAUGAACGAAAAUGCUGAAAAUAAAA